Molecule: messenger RNA, 11005 nt
Organism: Oncorhynchus masou masou (cherry salmon)
Lineage: Eukaryota; Metazoa; Chordata; Actinopteri; Salmoniformes; Salmonidae
Product: constitutive coactivator of PPAR-gamma-like protein 1 homolog
Exons: 17
Coding region: 333-3746 (1137 amino acids)
Cellular component (GO): nucleus
Source: RefSeq, a predicted model, not a curated record
CUUCCUCCGCCACAGACUGACACACAUCCACAGAUAUGGCUCUGUGAGAAGGCACAUGGUGGCGGCUAACCAUGAACCAAAAAAUACAUCACCAAAAACAGUUCAUGCAUCAGUAGCAACCCGAUUUCGUUUAUUUUUUGGGGGGGAUUCAACCAUUGCAACAACUGCACUAGACAUACAAUUGGUUUGCACUGUUACGGGGAGAGAAGCUAGCAAGCAACUUGGAACCCCUCCUCGCUUUUCUCCAGUUUUACUGAGCUAUUUUACUCGGUUUUUAAACAGUUUUUUUGGUUGCAAUCGCUCUUUUUAUUUAAUUUUUAAAGACAGUCAUCAUGGGUGUGCAAGGUUUCCAAGAAUACAUAGAAAAGCACUGCCCUACUGCCGUGGUACCCGUGGAGCUCCAGAAGCUAGCCCGGGGCAGUCUGGUCGGAGGAGGCAGGCAGAGACCACCACAGAGCCCGCUACGACUGCUGGUUGACGCGGAGAACUGCCUCCACCGACUCUACGGGGGUUUCUACACCGACUGGGUCAGCGGCGGGCAGUGGAACCACAUGCUUGGCUACCUGGCUGCCCUCGCCAAGGCCUGUUUCAACGGUAACAUUGAGCUACUGGUUUGUUUCAAUGGCGCCAUGGAGAAAGGCCGUCUUCACGAAUGGGUCAAACGACAGGUGAACGAGAGACAGACAGCGCAGCAGAUUGUCAGCCAUAUCCAGAAUAAGGGGACUCCUCCGCCGAAGGUCUGGUUCCUUCCCCCAGUGUGCAUGGUCCAUUGCAUCCGGCUGGCCCUACUCAGGUUCCACAUUGGGGUUGUCCAGAGUAUCGAGGAUCAUCACUUGGAGGUGAUAUCUCUGUGCAGGGAGAACGGGUUCCACGGCCUGGUGGCGUACGACUCAGACUAUGCGCUGUGUAACAUCCCCUACUACUUCUCUGCCCACGCCCUGAAGCUGAGUCGCAAUGGGAAGAGCCUGACCACCUCCCAGUACCUGAUGCAUGAAGUGGCCAAACAACUGGACCUCAACCCCAACCGCUUCGUUAUCUUCGCUUCACUUUUAGGUAACCACAUACUGCCUGAUGAAGACUUGGCUGCCUUUCACUGGAGUCUCCUGGGUCCAGAGCAUCCGCUAGCAUCGCUCAAGGUGCGCGCCCACCAGCUUGUGCUCCCGCCGUGUGACGUGGUGAUCAAGGCAGUGGCCGACUACGUUCGAAACAUGACGGACUUCAGCGACCUGGAGGCCAUCGCUAACGACAUCUUCAGACACUCACAGUCCAGGACUGAUGACAAAGUUGUCCGCUUUAAGAAAGCAGUGGAGUACUAUUCAGCAGCCAGCAAGUCUCAACACUUCUCACCUUACCAAGUUGGACCAAACCAGACAGGAGGACCUGUGGUUUCUCCAGUAGCAGCAGUUCUGUCACACUACGCAGCUCCGCUGCCUCAGACGCUCAACAUUCCUCCCCUGUCGGGGAAACCUGGGGUCCAGCCUGCCUACACAGCCCCCCCGGUCGUAGAGCCUGGCCCGGGGGCUGGGGCUCAUGCUGGUCCUGGUGGUGACCCUGGUCUCAGUCCUGGUACUUGUGGUUCUGGUCUGGCUGUGGAGUCAGCAGUGGGGAAGACCCUGGCAGAGCAGGUGCCAAGCAGCUUCAGCAACAUUCCUCCUAAAGAGAAGCACACGCCGCUUUACGAGAGGUCUUCUCCCAUCAACCCCUCUUUUCCCCCGGGGGGCACGGCCGCCACCAGCCCCUCCUCCUCCACCACCACCACCUCCUCAGAGAACGAGGACAACGCAGGCUUCACUGCCAAUCAUGUAAGUGACCAUAAAGGAGGAUGGGACAGACCAUCAGAGAGCACAGCAGAGGGGGAACUGGGAGGAUGGGCCAAACCAUCAGAGAGCACAGCAGGGGGGGAGCUGGGAGACCAAACCAAGGCUAACCCAACGGUGACCUCUCCUGUGGCUCAGGGGUUAGAGGUCAUCAGUCAUCUGAAUGCCCAGAUCCCGUCUUUGCUGUCAAUGCCGACCAGGAACCACAUGGACAUCACUACCCCUCCACUCCCCAUGGUGGCUCCAGAGGUCCUCAGAGUGGCCCAACACAGACACAAGAAGGGCCUGAUGUACCCCUACAUCUACCACAUCCUUACCAAGGGGGAGAUAAAGCUGUCCGUCACCAUAGAGGAUGAGGCCAACCAGGAGCUCCCGUCAGCAGUGCAGCUGUUCAGACCCAUCCGACAGCAUGUCUACGGGGUUCUCUUCAGCCUGGCUGAAGCCAAGAAGAAGGCUGAGAGACUAGCCAUGAGGCGUAACCGUCUGCCUGAAUACCCCCCUGUGGCAGUGAAGGAGUGGGCGGCCUACAAGGGGAAGUCCCCCCACACCCCAGAGCUGGUGGAGGCUCUGCCCUUCAGAGAGUGGACCUGUCCAAACCUGAAGAAGCUGUGGCUGGGCAAGGCUGUGGAGGAUAAGAACGGCAGGAUGAGGGCCUUCCUGGCCUGUAUGAGGUCAGAUGCCCCAGCCAUGCUCAACCCAGCCUGCGUCCCCACACAUCUCCUGGUUCUCUGCUGCGUGUUGAGGUUUAUGUUACAAUGGCCAGGAGUACGGGUUUUGCGUGGUAAGGAACUGGACGCGUUCCUCGCCCAAGCACUUUCUCCUAAACUGUAUGAGCCUGAACAGCUGCAGGAACUCAAGAUUGAUAAUCUGGACCCCCGCGGCGUGCAGCUGGCUGCUCUGUUCAUGAGCGGCGUGGACAUGGCCUUAUUGGCCAACGAUGUGUGUGGCCAGCCAAUCCCCUGGGAGCACUGCUGCCCGUGGAUGUACUUUGACGGCAAGCUGCUGCAGAGCAAACUGAUCCGGGCCAUUCGGGACAAGGCCCCGCUCAUCGACCUCUGUGAUGGUCAGGUGGAUCUGGUGAACAAGGUGAAGAAAAUGCGUCAGAGCAUCCUGGAGGGGCUUAACUUCUCGCCACCUCCUCCCCCCCACCCCCACGCCAUGCCUUUCUACCCCCCAGGGGGGGCCUUCUACCCCCCGCCCCACAUGAUGCCACUGCAGGGCAGGAGCAGGAGCAUGGGCAUGCCUCUUGGUCCGUGGUCUGCAGGUCUGCCAAGCAUGUCCAGCCAGGGCGGGAAGCUGGAGAUAGCAGGCACGGUGGUGGGCCAGUGGGCUGGCAUCAGACGAGGCAGAGGAGGCUUCCCCAUCCAGGUGGUCUCUGUCGGGGGACCAAACAGAGGGCGUCUGCGGGGUGUGAUCUCCACUCCUGUCAUCAGGACCUUCGGUCGAGGAGCCAAAUUCCCCCUCAGAGGCUUCAAGAGCCAGGGAACAUACCAGGUGGGACACGGGACAUACCAGAGUAAGCCUACCUACUCCAUAGCCAGUGAGGUGAAGGAGAGGAAGAAGUUGAAGACGGAGGAGAAGGAGAAAUCUCCCGUUAUGCUGUCUUCUGACGGGUCCACUACCGAGAACGGACUGGAGGAGAGAGAGGAGGGGGGACUGGAGGAGCGGGAGGAGGAGGAAGAGGGACUUGAGGAGGGGGGAGUGGAGGAGGGAGUGGAGGAGAGUGAGGUAGAGCAGUUGAAAGGUCAGGUCAUGGAGGUGAGAGAAAGCAGGGCUGUGAAUAUUCAACCAGAAAGUGCCUUUAGCAGCAACCCCAAGAUGUGCAAUACUAACCCCCGCCUAAAUGCACUAAAUGCAGACGGCGCCUGUCUCAGAGACGCAGCAGAACCUCUGAGCGCAGCCGCCUCUGUCUUACAAACAGAAGAGUAAAAAAAAAAAAGUUUUUUUUUUGUAGAGAGGGUGAAGAACGAGUGAGAGGAUGUAAGGAAAUCUACAGUCACUGUUCCAUAUUGUACGCAUUCCAAACAGCUCCCUAUAUAGUGCAGUAGUUUUGACCAGAGCCCUCAGGGUUAUACUUCCCAUAGGCCUCUGGUCUAAAGUAGUGCACAACAUUGGCAAUAUGGUGCCAUUUGGAAUACAUCUAUGAGAACAUUAAAUUCAGACCCCCUUUUUCGAUGAUGUCAACCAGAUAAACCCCCCCCCCCCCCCAUAAUGAUGAGGAUUUCUUCUUUUUAACAAGAGAUCUGAGCAGACCAGUACUAAACAGAAUAAAUACUACCAGUCACUAAAUACUGGGCCAGUCACUCCACUCUCUCUCCACUGAUAUCGACAUGAUUACUAUCGUGAUAUGACCAUGGUUUGUGUAACAAAUGUAUUCCCUAUAUAUAUAUAUAUAUAUAUAGUGCACUACUUUUGACCAGGCACCCAUAGGGUUGAUAACUGGGCUCUGGUCAAAAGUAGUGCACUAUGUAGGGAAUAGGAUGCAGUUUGAGAAGCAGGCCAUGUCUGACUGGGUACUUGUAUCCCUUUGAGAUAAUACUGAAGCCGAAACUACAAUGCUUUUGUCUCUUCUAGUUCCUUUAUAGGUUAAGAUGCACCAGCAGUAUGUACUUGGCGCCAUAUAUUUGCCAUUGUAACUUUGUUGUCACAGUAAAUAACGUUUUGAGAGUUUUAACAACAGAGAAGCAGAUGGAGUCACAGAAUGCUUCCCCAAUGGCACCCUAGUCUGUAUAUAGUGCACUACUUUUGAAGUGGAUAGAUGAAAAUUUGAAAAUUUAAAAACAACCACACGUGGAUAAUGCAUUUAAAAAAUCAUGAAAACGUAUUCCCAUUUUGGUCCCCUUUAAAUAAAUACAACAAGUAAUUGAAAAAUAAAACUUGGUUACAAUAGUAGCUACUAGCUAGAUCAGUCUGAUUAGAUCAGCGAAAUCAGUUUUUUAUUUAUUUGAUUUUUUUAUUAUUUAAUUUAGAUCAAGUCUGAGUUCUUCUUGAAGCUUCCAGCAUAUGGUCAUGAGGAUCUGGAAGUUCAUAGCUGUACAGUAGAUUGUCAGAGGAGGUGUUGGUGGCUGGUCAGAGGAGGUGUUGGUGACUCUGGUCAGAGGAGGUGUUGGAGGCUGGUCAGAGGAGGUGUUGGCGACUCUGGUCAGAGGAGGUGUUGGCGACUCUGGUCAGAGGAGGUGUUGGCGACUCUGGUCAGAGGAGGUGUUGGCGACUCUGGUCAGAGGAGGUGUUGGCGACUCUGGUCAGAGGAGGUGUUGGCGACUCUGGUCAGAGGAGGUGUUGGCGACUCUGGUCAGAGGAGGUGUUGGCGACUCUGGUCAGAGGAGGUGUUGGCGACUCUGGUCAGAGGAGGUGUUGGCGACUCUGGUCAGAGGAGGUGUUGGCGACUCUGGUCAGAGGAGGUGUUGGCGACUCUGGUCAGAGGAGGUGUUGGCGACUCUGGUCAGAGGAGGCGUUGGCGACUCUGGUCAGAGGAGGCGUUGGCGACUCUGGUCAGAGGAGGCGUUGGCGACUCUGGUCAGAGGAGGCGUUGGCGACUCUGGUCAGAGGAGGCGUUGGCGACUCUGGUCAGAGGAGGCGUUGGCGACUCUGGUCAGAGGAGGCGUUGGCGACUCUGGUCAGAGGAGGCGUUGGCGACUCUGGUCAGAGGAGGCGUUGGCGACUCUGGUCAGAGGAGGCGGUGGCGACUCUGGUCAGAGGAGGCGGUGGCGACUCUGGUCAGAGGAGGCGGUGGCGACUCUGGUCAGAGGAGGCGGUGGCGACUCUGGUCAGAGGAGGCGGUGGCGACUCUGGUCAGAGGAGGCGGUGGCGACUCUGGUCAGCAUGUCCAAGGGCAGGUAGGGAGUCCCAUGUCAUCAAGGCAUCCCUGUAAUCUGCAUCUUCUCCCUCUGUAUUGGGGCUCUGCGAUGAAGUUUAAUCUUCCCUCAGAGGACAGUCCACAAGCCGUCCCACUGACAACUCGGCGUGCAUAGCCUACAGUCCUCCUCUUGGGUCACCGUUGGUGGAAAACCAGCCAUGACUCUGGUCAGAGGAGGUCCCACUGACAACUCGGCGUGCAUAGCCUACAGUCCUCCUCGUGGGUCACCGUUGGUGGAAAACCAGCCAUGACUCUGGUCAGAGGAGGUCCCACUGACAACUCGGCGUGCAUAGCCUACAGUCCUCCUCUUGGGUCACCGUUGGUGGAAAACCAGCCAUGUCACCCUUUAUUCAAGUCAGUAUUCGACGUCCAUCUAUGUCUGAGGACGUCGAGAGAUGACAGGGAAACUGACCACUAGGGGCAACAGUGAGCGCUGUUACCUUCAAGUAGGUUUCAGUGCUGCCUCGGGUGGGGAUGGUGGAUGGGCGUAAACUUGAUUCAAAAGGUUGCAAGGUCGAAUCCAGCGAUAGAAAGUUGUUUUUGAUAUUUUAGUUUUAAGCCUACCCUAAACCUUUACCCUUUCCAUCCAGAGUUAAUGCCUAAAGUUCACCUUAAACGCUUCAGAAAGAAUGGAUAAACGUCUACUUGUGAUGCGAGACUGAGAGCUAGUUGGGAAAACAACCCAAAACCAGUCGGUUCAAUCUGAAUAAAAAACCUGCUAGCUAGCGUUUUAAUGCAUUUAUGGGAAGGAAUCGAAUUCAUGAUAUCAAGACUUGAUCUGCACUCAUGUAGUUAUUGAAAAAAACAAAACAUUUGUAAAAAAAAAAAAUAAUAAAUAUAUAUAUAUAUAUAUAUAAAACCGAUUUAAAUGUGUACAGAAUUUACAUGAGCUCUCUGCCUAGGCUGCCAUUAGGCGCCACGGCAACUAUAGAUUGAAAGUAAUGAUAAUUGAUUCAACAAUAAUAGGUAUUCAAUUACAUACAGAAAUGUUAGUGCUGUAGAGAAACAACAAAAAACAUCAUCAUCAUGAGUAGAUUGAAGGUUGAGAAAGUUCAUGCCUUGAGUGAGGUCAGCGGAGGCAGGUGGUGGUUAAAAGAGGAGAGAAGGCAGCACAUUGUCAUCAUGGUGUCUUUGCCAUCCAUGUUUUCUGUGGCUUCGAAGUAGGACUCAGUCAAAUUAAGUUAGUUGGACUAGCUAGCUAGCUACUGCUACCAAAAUACAGCGCCCACUUGGGUGAUGCUAUUUCAGUCAAGAGGCGCAAGAAAGCACAACACGCUUCGAUAGUAAUCCAGGAGUAGCCUUACCAUUUGUUUACAUCGUGACGUAUUUCAUUACGCCAUACUUCAUUUCAAUAUCGCUACAGGAUGGAGUGAAGUGGAGGAUUUCACAAUGCAAGACUAGAUGGAGAGCCUAGUGUCUCGUCAGGGAUUGAAUUGAUUUCGGGAGAUUGUAAAAUAUGGCCUUUUCAUUCAAGACAGGGGAAACAUGGUUUCAGUUGAUAAUAAAACAUGUUUUGUUGAGUAAAUUUUUCCUCAACUUGUUAAAUCAAGCUAGCUUACACCACAGCUAGCUAGCUAAAAUAUACGCUAUACUGUAGCUAGCGACCUCCACCUAAAAAAACAAACGUCAUUACCAUCAUAAAAACUAAACCCAUUGGCUGUGGUUUAGUAACUACGUGUUCUUCGAGGAACUGAAGACGCAGUUUGGAAAUAUUCAAAGUAUGCAGUGUCUAUCUCGCAGCGGAGCCAUUAACCUCAAGGGGGCGAUGCGAUUCCACUCCGCCAUGGACGCUCCCCAUUCAAAUGAAUGACAUCAGGCCCAAUGCUUACGGUUAAUGUGAAUGGGGCACUAGUCCUCCAUACAGUCAUGGCCAUCUGUCAUCUCUGUGCACGUCUGUAUUCGGGCUUCUCUCCAUCCUCAACCUCCGGACAGUUGGCGUAAUUUAAUCAAAACAUUGCAUGCUAGCCAGCUAACAUUAUCUAGCCAAAAACUAACCGCCAACUUCAGUCUUGAAAAUGUGCUGGAUUCAAACUAUUCAGACUACAAUAAUAAGCUAAAUCAAUAGUUAAUUCACAAAUGUUUGUAGGGAAAAUGCUAUACAAACAGUUAAUUAUUACAAAUAUUUACAAAAUGUACAGGAGCUCUCUGCUUAGGCUGCUACUAGAGCACCAUGGCAACUAUAGUAGUGCACUAUAAAGAAUAGGGUGCCAUUUGGUACAUAUACACAGUCCUCCCUUGGUCCUCCCAGUCCUCCCAUGGUCAUCCCAGUCCUCCCAUGGUCAUCCCAGUCCUCCCAUGGUCAUCCCAGUCCUCCCAUGGUCAUCCCAGUCCUCCCAUGGUCAUCCCAGUCCUCCCUUGGUCCUCCCAUGGUCCUCCCAGUCCUCCCUUGGUCAUCCCAGUCCUCCCUUGGUCCUCCCAUGGUCCUCCCAGUCCUCCCAUGGUCCUCCCAGUCCUCCCAUGGUCAUCCCAUGGUCAUCCCAGUCCUCCCAUGGUCCUCCCAGUCCUCCCAUGGUCAUCCCAGUCCUCCCAUGGUCAUCCCAGUCCUCCCAUGGUCAUCCCAGUCCUCCUUUGGUCAUCCCAGUCAGAGCCAGUAGGAUAUAUAAAUGUACUGCCUUCAGGAACUAUUCACAUCACUUGCCUGUUCCACAUUUUGUUGUUUCAGCCUGAAUUUAAAAAUAGAUUCAAUUGAAAUGUUUUGUCUCUGGCUUACACACAUUACCCCAUUAUGUCAAAGUGGAAUUAUGUUUUAUUUUGAUUUUUAAUGUUUACAAAUUUGUUAAAAAUGAAAAGCUGAAAUGUCUUGAGUCUAUAAGUAUUCAACCCCUUUGUUAUGGCAAGCCUAAAUAAGUUGCAUGGACUCACUCUGUGAAAUAGUGUUUCAUGAUUCGUUUUUUUUUUUACGAAUACCUCAUUUCCCCACACAUUCAAUUAUCUGUAAGGUCCACAGGAGGUUGGUGGCACGGGCUCGGAUGGAUGGAGCAAAAUACCUGGAAUGGUCUCAAAUACAUGGUUUCCAUGGUUUCCAGGCGUUUGAUACCAUUCCAUUGGCUCUGUUUCAGCCAUUAUUAUGAGCCGUCCUCCACUGGUAAGGUCCCUCAGUCGAGCAGUGAAUUUCAAACACAUAUUCAACCACAAAAACCAGGGAGGUUUUUCAAUGCAUCGCAAAGAAGGGCACCGAUUGGAAAAGGGGUCAAGAAACAAAAUGGAGACAUUGAAUAUCCCUUUGAGGGUUAGGGUUAGCCUGGUGAAUUCCACUUUACAUCCAGUCACUGCAAAGAUACAGGCGUCCUUCCUAACUCAGUUGCCGGAGAGGAAGGAAACCGCUCAGGGAUUUCACCAUGAGGCCAAUGGUGACUUUAAAACAGUUUAAUGGCUGUGACAGGAGAAAACUGAGGAUGGAUCAAGAACAUUGUAGUUACUCCACAAUACGAACAUAAAUGACAGUGAAAAGAAGGAAGGCAAUGUUACCGUUUUGGUUUAAAUUGACCCGGAAAUCUAUGGCAAGACAUACAAAUGUCUGUCUAGCAAUGAUCAACAACCAACUUGAAGAAUUUAAAAAAGAAUAAUGUGCCAAUAUUGUACAAUCCAGGUAACCAAAGCUUUUAGAGAUGUACCCAGAAAGACACACAGGUGUAAUCACUGCCAAAAGUGAUUUAUAACGUGUAUUGACUCAGGGGGUUGAAUACAUAUAUCUAAUCAAUAUAUAUUACUGUUUUCUUUUCCAUAUAUAUUUUUUUUUACAAAUGUUAGAAUUGUUCUUCCACUUUGGCAUUAGAGUAUUUUUUGUAGAUAGUUGACAAAAAAAAGAAAUAAUUCACAAUUAAAAUCUAUUUUAAUCCCACAUGGUCACAAACCAAAAUGUGGAGAAAGUCUAGGGGUGUGAAUACUUGCUGAAGGCACUGUAUGCUAUAUACCAUUAGGUCCUAUACGUAUAUUAACGUAUAUACAAGGUUAUAUUUAUAGGGCUCUGAUCACAAUGGUUCCUAAUUGUGUUCAGAUCUGCAGACGUUGUUUAAAUGAUUAAUUACUGUUGUAGAUUAAAACCCCUGCAUCUUUAUUUACCUAGCCUAUAUGUUAUACUUUAGCUAUUAUAAAAAUAAACAUUUCAAUAAAUAAACAGUUAUUUAAAAACAAAUCAAAAAAUAUGCUAAAAAGAUCUUCAGCCAACCCUGAUGUGUGUCAAACCGCCAUGCGUCAGCGAACAAUGUGGUUUCCUUGACGAUCAAACAUAGUUACUACUAUCCGUUUCAACUCAACUUUCUGCAUGGUUCCACCAUUUUUAAACGGUGCCUAUUUAUGAUGCAUGUUGUCCCCCCCCCCCCCAUCCUGACAUGGAGAACUGAGGCCGCUGGCUCGUCUUAAUGCACAGGUUAACAGUGAGUCAAUGCGUUACCAAGCUGGUAUAACGGUUAUAGUCACCAUUCAAAUGAUCUACUCUUAACCUUUUUUUUAAAUGUAUCGUGAUAUUGAAUUUAAUCAACAACAACAACAAACUAGACUACAUGUAUCUAUUCUAGCCAACUUUGAAUGGUGUUAAUCCUGGUGUUCUACUCCUUACUGUGCUCUGUUGCCGUUUUCUGCUACAUUGAUAUUAGUAACACAUCUCUCUGGAUUCUCUUAACUAUGGAACUAUAUUCCCUAUGUGAUGCACUACUUUGGAAUGCUGGGAAAUUAAGCAUCAUCUUUAUAAAAAAAAAGUUUUUUUUUUUUUUUAAACAUAAUGACUUUUACUGUUCUCUGUUGCCAGGGGGACAGAGUUGUGAUAUGGGUCUGGUGGGGACUCUGGAAAGUAGUGUUCCUAAGGGUCAAAGGUAAUGCAAUGCAUUGGGAACAAGGUACCUUUUGAGACGCAGGCAUAUAAAAUAAAAACCAUGUUUAUAAAAAGCUUUUGAUUUGAACAAGCCCCUUUUAUGUAGCUGAGAUGUGAUGGCACGAUGCCUGCCCCUCAGAGAGACUUUAGCAUCAAGUACAUUUGGAUGUUUACUUUUUAGUGUUUAACUCAAGACUUAUUGUACUUCUGUUUACCAGAAUCAUUAAUAACUACUUUUUCCAUGUAAUACUCCUGAAGCUUUUCGUCCCACUUUAGUGAACAGAGAAACGGUGUACCCCCAGUCCCCCCCCCCCCCUGCAAGAGCUAUAUAGGAUAUCAGUAUGUAAGAGCUAUAUAGGAUACCUUGACGUAAGUUGACAAGAAUUUUCUGCCUAACUCAAAUGGGUUGUAAAAGAAUGGACUACGGUUGGGUUGGAGAUUGUUGAUGAUUGAGUGUGGUGUAUUUGAAGGCAAUUGAAUGCAACUUACAAAGCUUAAUAAAAUUAUAUUAUUUUAGUAUAA